AGCAUGCUGGCUAUCGCUCUUAUUUUGUACAUCUGCCGCAUGGUCUCCAGGUCGCGACCAACUUUCAAGCUUAGCUGGGAUGAUUAUCUGAUCACUAUCGCGGUGGGCUUUGUUAUAACAAACUACUCGAUCACAAUAUAUAGUACCUCACUUGGCUAUGGACGACAUAUCGAAUUCCUCGAGCCCGCUGAUGCGCCUUUAUACAUCAAGUUGACGUGGGCCAAUCAGAUCAUUUGGUCAUGGGGAGUGAUGUUCAUCAAGCUCUCCGUUGCAGCAAUGCUUCUUCGGAUUCAAAGGGAUAUUCUUUGGAGAGUCGGCAUGGGUGCAUGCAUCGUAUACCUCAUCGUAUCUGCCAUCGUCACGAUGGCCUUACAGAUGACUGAGUGCACACCAAUAGAGUACUAUUGGAACAAAACGACCAUCCAAGGAACUUGCCGGACUCGAGAGGACGUAUUCAGAGCAGUCUUGGCGACAUCGAUUGCCUUAAUAUUAUCCGACGUCGUGUUUGCACUCCUCCCUCUUACCUUCAUCUUUUCACUCCGCCGCCCUCUACGAGACAAGCUAGUCCUCACCUUUCUCAUGGGUCUGGGGCUACUCUGUACGGCUAUUGGCACCCGGAAACUGUUCUACGCCAAGGAGUUCCAAAGAGUGAAUGAGAAAGAUACGUCAUGGUCCUCGGUCGAGAUGAGAGUGUGGGCUUACGCCGAAUCAUACGUCGGCAUUAUGGCCGCCUGCAUCCCCUGCCUUCGUGCGAUGUUCGAGAGCGGACUUAAGAAGAUCGGCAUA
Eremomyces bilateralis CBS 781.70 is the source of this 786-nucleotide messenger RNA. RefSeq lists its product as uncharacterized. NCBI's taxonomy places the organism in Eukaryota, Fungi, Ascomycota, Dothideomycetes, Eremomycetales, Eremomycetaceae. The annotation marks the transcript as partial. The transcript is spliced from 2 exons. The record is from RefSeq and is a predicted model, not a curated record.